UUAUUUUCAUAUUAAUAUAAUUUGAAAAUUUCAUAAGAUUUCUAUAAUGUUACUUAAACAUUUACAAACAUGUGGUGGAUUUUACAAAUGCUCAAAAUAUCACGAAAAAAACGGGCUUAUCCAAAAAGGACCAACUAAGAGGCAAAAAAGUUUUAAAAACAUUGUGUUUAACUAUUGGUACCACAAUAAUAAUUUAAUUGGAAUGUACACAAAAUUUGGGGGGAUUUAAGGGAACAAAACCCCAUAAAAUUUUAAUUGGGUGUACAAAUUUCACUGUCAUUUUUUUAAGAUGUUCCUGCCUUUUUUCAAUAAAAAAUUUCUUAUAGUUUUCGACGUACCUAUUGGAAAAAAUCGAUUUUCAUUUUGUAACUUCAAAGGGCUUAACUUUUUUUAUGUGCACAUUUUUGUGCUAAGGUAAGUUAGGUUCAAUGGAUAAAUUUUUGCUCUCAGAAUAUGUGAUUUAAUUUAUGACCUGCCUUUUGUUACACCCCGUAUAGUUUACACUUUGUAGUGCCUUUAUAAUAUAAUAGUUUAUAGUUUUUCAUUUGUUUAAAAUCUAAGUUUUUGUAUUUUUCCAUGAACUUAAAAAUCCCGAGAAAAAAAUAUUAGAACAUACUUAAUUUGUAAAAGUUAUGAAAUUAUAAUAUGAUUACAGAUUACAUAUUGCUUUUUACUCAUAAAAUAUUCAAAAUGUAAUUUUGUUCAGUUGUCCGAAUUAUUAAAAAAAAUAAUCACAAACAUAAAUAAGUGGAACGUCUAUGGUUUUGGAUGGCGAACUAAAAUGUUGUUGGCCGAGAAUAGACAUAACCUCAAUAUUGUUAUCUGUUUUGAUUGACGUUUUAAAAAGCGGGAAUAUUUUUUGUGUAGAUUAAUUUGUACUUGUAGAUUAAAUGAAUUUUAUAAUUCACAAAUAAUUCUAUAAACAUACGAUGAAUAAACCACCUAGAACAAAGGUUAAAACCCCACCCAAAAACAAUUUGAAAAUUUCGCAGUUUUUCUUCAAAGAUAGAACAAAUUUAAAAACGAAUGGGACCAAGGAAGACAAUUCUGAACAAAGUACUAAUAUGGCUUUAAUAGAUGGUGCCAAAAGUAACAAAGCAGGAAAAACAGUAAAUACGAACAAUGAUUCUAUGCAAUCAAUGGGGACACUUCAUAAUAACAAAAAAAGAAAGUCGAGUGAAGAUGAAGUUGAUAAAGAGUGUAAGAAACUCUGCCAUGAAGAAGAAAUAAGUUGUUUUAAAGGCCAUAAUGUGGAUGAAUCGUUAGAUGUUACAGAUUGUUCUAUUUUAAAUCAAGUACCAAUAGAUAGGCUUAGUUCACCUGAAAAAUUGAUAAAAGUUAAGAGUCCAAUGAAGCAAAAGAUUGAAAAAGAAAACAAAACCAAACAAAUAUCACUAGUUAAAAAAGAAAUUACACAGAUGGACAGUUUUCCAGACAUGUGUGAAGUCGAUUUCGAUGAUUGGGAAGAAAAUACUGUAAUAGAGCCAGAAAACUUCAAUUUAGACUUAACUCAGCCGUGCCAUUGUAAAAUAACGCAGAUAGUGACUUCAGGCCAUACAAUUUCACUACAUUUGUUAUCAACUAAAGAGAGUAAAGAAGCCGUUUGUGAAGUACAAGGUAUUUGGACUUACAGUAACUUAUCUAUUGGUGAUACGAUAUAUAUUACUUGCGCCAAAGUUAACAAUACUUGGGUAGUUAAUAACGAUUGGGGCUUAAUAGUUUUCGAGCCUGAUAUACUGGUAUCUUCAACAUCUGUGGUAGGUUCAUUAUGGUGUAAAAGAAGAAAUGUGUUAGCUGAAAGGUUCAGAGGUUUCGACAGCACAAAUCAAUAUAUGAUUCUUGGAACUUUGAUCCACAGCACCCUACAACACGCCUUAAAAUACAAUGUUAGCGAAACAGAAAAACUUGAAGGAUUAGUUAGAAAAUUCAUGUCAAAAAGUCGUGUUGUUAAAAAUCUUUAUGAAUGCGACAUAUCAGCAGACUGGAUUAAUGAUGAAGUCGUCAAAUACAUACCGAGGAUACAAGAAUUCAUGAACGUCUACGUGAAUAAAGGGAACAAUCAAAUACAAAUAAAAGACAACUGGAAAGGGAGAAUAGACGAUAUAGAGGAUGUGGAAGAAAAUAUUUGGUGUCCAGAACUAGGUAUAAAAGGAAAAAUUGAUGUAACUGUUCAAGUAAACAAUAAACCUAUGCCUCUAGAGCUGAAAACAGGCAAAACGUCGUUGUCUUUGGAACACCGAGGUCAAGUAAUGCUGUAUCUCAUGAUGAUGAACAAAAUUGGUUAUAAUGCAAGUUCUGGCCUGCUUCUUUAUAUUAAAGAAGGUGUAGUAAAGGAGAUAUCGCACACGAAGAAGGAAGAAAGAGAUUUGAUAUAUUUAAGAAAUGAAUUAGUGUACUAUCUAACACAAUCUGUUACUGAAGCUGACAAUAUUCUAAUCCCUCCUAGUCUGCCUGAACCUAUAAACCACAAGAGCUGCACCAACUGCCCUUAUAGCGCCAUCUGUACCGUUUAUGCUCAUGUCAAUAAUGAAAGCCUAUCUUCUAAGCCAACGCUGAAAAGUAUCCAAGACGAGAUUUUACAAAACCUGAAGCAGUCCCAUAUAGAUUACUUCAUGAAGUGGACUAGCUUACUUUUGAUCGAAGCAGAGUCGAAUAAGGGUGCGAAAGAUAUAAAAGAAAUCUAUCUAGUGCCUCCGAGUGAUAGGGAAAAGAAAGGUAGAUGUAUCUCAAAUCUAAGGAUAUCGAAAGUUAGUGAUGUCAUUGAUGAAUUGUAUUUUGAACAUUACUUCGAAAGGAUGGUCCCAGAUAGUUCAGGAAACUUUGGGACUAGUGGUUUACUUGUUGGUGGUUAUGUUGUUGUUAGUACUGACAAGAGGCAUGCUGUUGCAGCAGGUUUUGUCAAUGAUAUCACGGCGACAUCCAUAUCAGUUACUUUAGAAAGAAAUUUAACUCUUAAAUUUAAAAAUCAAACGUUUUACAUAGAUAGCUAUGAUUCUGGUAUGUUACAAUCAUUUAAUUUGAGCAGUUUGGCUUUAUUAUUAGAACCAACUCCAAGAGCAGAGAAUCUCAGAAAAAUCAUAGUUGACAAGGAAUCUCCCACAUUUCGAACGACUUUGCCUAAAGUCGUUGGUACCACUGGAAAAACCAUACUAAGAAGACUGAAUAGAGUACAACAAAGAGCCGUAUUGAAAGCCAUUACAGCUAAUGAAUACUUUCUAAUCAAAGGUAUGCCUGGUACAGGCAAAACUGCUACCAUCGUAGCCUUGAUACAGCUAUUAUAUGAACUGGGUAAAACAGUUCUUAUUACGAGUCAUACAAACUCAGCUGUUGAUAAUGUUUGCCUUAAGUUACUGGAACAUGGUGUCAAAUUUAUCAGAUUGGGAUCAGAGUCGAAGAUUCACAAAGAUUUGCAUGAAUAUUCAGAGCAUAGUCUUACGAAAAAUUGUUCAACAGCUAGUGAUUACGAAGCUGUCUAUAAUAGUGCUCAAAUUAUAGCUGUGACAUGUUUUGCUUCUGGUCAUCCAGUGUUAACCAAACGUUGCUUGGAUAUAUGUAUAGUGGACGAAAGUACUCAGGUACUACAACCAUCUGUGAUAAGACCACUGUAUGCCUGCAAAACUUUUAUACUAAUAGGUGAUCCUGAUCAGUUGCCAGCAGUUAUUAAAAGCAGUAAAGCUAGAGAGUUAGGCAUGUCCGAAAGUUUGUUCGAAAGACUCUAUGCAACAGACGCUGCUACAUCCUUAAACAUAAAUUACAGAAUGAACAAGACUAUAACGGCUUUAGCUAAUCAUCUAACAUAUAAUGGGGAACUGCAAGUUGGUAAUAGUUCUAUUGAAAACGCUACAAUAAGUUUCCCAAAUAAACAAGUCUUAACAGACUCGUAUAGUGGUGAUAGUUGGAUAUUGAAAGCACUAGACGAGUCAUUAGAUAGUGCUGUACAGUUUCUUGAUACAGGCCCUGUGUGGAAUCUAGAACAAGACACUAGCUGGAAAAUUCACAAGAGCUUUAGCACAGAGGACACUAGUUCUAAAGUAAACAUCCAUGAAGCAGCUAUUAUUUUCAAACUUGUCAAAGCUUUACUCAAAGCUGGUCUUCCAGCCAAAGAUAUAGGCGUUAUUGCAAGUUAUCGACACCAAGUAGAGCAGUUGUCCACCUUACUUAAGUCUGAGUGUAUAGACAUUAACACUGUCGACCAGUUUCAAGGAAAAGACAAAAGUGUGAUCAUUUAUUCGUGUGGUAAUUCCAAAAACACUGAUACCUUCAAGGUGUCCAAAAACGACGAUAUUUUAGAAGACAAAAGAAGACUGACGGUGGCCAUAACCAGAGCGAAGCACAAACUUAUCAUUGUCGGUGAUGUUAAGACCCUUAUGGUGUAUUCUACAUUUAAAAAACUGUUGUCCAAUUUUAGCAAUAAUGUUAUUAAACUGUGUGAGUCGAGAGACUUCUCUUGGGAACAGUGUUUACUUUUAAAUGAAUCAUAAUAGCCCAGUUGUUAGAGAUUUGAUCUCUAAAACCAUACGAACGAGCUGAAUUUUGCUAAGAAUGUCAAUUUUGGGAAUUCAAAAAGAUGAAAAAAAUGUUUGCCACUCCUACCUUCCCUCUAAAAUCCCCCAUGGUAGCGGGGAAACCGGAAUACAUCGAUUUACCAAGAAACUGUAUGCUGUAGAAUACUUUUUGGAUAGAAUGAAUAGUUCACAGAAACAACGCUUAAAGCCGCCGGCGAUUUUGAAUAACGCAGGCUAGAUCAAUUUUUUAAAAUAAAAUUUGUAUUUUAAAAGAUAUUGAAUUUUUACCAUUGAGUUGAUACAAAUUUUAUUUAAAAAAUUUAUUUCGCGGUCGUAUCAAAAUCGGCGGUUGCUUCAAACGUUAUUUCUGAGAGAACGGUUAAUUCUUCUAGACAAAAAGUGCUAAUAAACAUUUUUGUUGAAAAUCAUCUCUGCUAUAUUUCUUGUUUGAAACAUUUUUUCUAUGGCGUACAGAUUCUUGGUAAAUCGAUUUACCCUCCCCCCUUAGGAGGGAGAUUCUUUGAUAUCCCUAAAUUGACAUCCCUAGCAAAAUUCAGCUUGCUCAUGUGAUUUUUAUAGGUCCAGUGGUAUUUUUGUCUCUAGCGACUGGAACAUGUUAUUAUUUUAUUUAAAAAAUACGGUUUUUGUUUGUUUUUAUGUAAAUUUAAGAUAAUAAAGAGUAUAUUCUGACAACUGAA
Molecule: messenger RNA, 5203 nt
Organism: Diabrotica virgifera virgifera (western corn rootworm)
Lineage: Eukaryota; Metazoa; Arthropoda; Insecta; Coleoptera; Chrysomelidae
Gene: Dna2
Product: DNA replication ATP-dependent helicase/nuclease DNA2
Exons: 2
Coding region: 930-4481 (1183 amino acids)
Biological process (GO): replication fork reversal
Cellular component (GO): cytoplasm
Molecular function (GO): single-stranded DNA helicase activity; 5'-flap endonuclease activity
Source: RefSeq, a predicted model, not a curated record